Trichogramma pretiosum is the source of this 3541-nucleotide messenger RNA. RefSeq names its product protein held out wings (gene how). Gene Ontology annotation, cellular component: nucleus. The record is from RefSeq and is a predicted model, not a curated record. Lineage: Eukaryota; Metazoa; Arthropoda; Insecta; Hymenoptera; Trichogrammatidae. The transcript has 6 exons. Gene Ontology annotation, molecular function: mRNA binding. Bases 1456 to 2436 code for a protein of 326 amino acids. Gene Ontology annotation, biological process: regulation of mRNA splicing, via spliceosome.
GGCGCAGAAGCUCUCAAAACUUCGCUUCGUGCCGUCUGACUGCUUCAGUUGAGCAGAGGCCCUCGAAUCGCACUGACUGACACACGACGUCGAGACUACACACACACACGCACAACGUUACACAGCAUACAAUCGCACUUCUCUCGCUUCAUAAAGCACAUAUUUAUAAUCGUGUGUAAUCUCCGACGCCAAUUCGCGCGUCGUCGUCGUCGUUGUUGCAAAUAUUCUCCAACCGAUCGUUGGUUUUUCGCUUUGAAAGCAGUGCGAUACAUCACAUUGACGGCCACAGUGUUUUUUAUGUAAAAAAAAAAAAAAAAAAAACAACGACAAAAAAUACCGAUACCGAUUGUAUUCUGAAAAUACCUGAGUGGAGGAUCGGUUCUGUUGUUUUGUUGUUGUUGUUGUCAUAGUGUAUACUCGCGGUUGUGUUUAUUUGUCGCGGCCUUCUACACAGCAAGAGAGAGAGAGAGAGACGGGCAAAACUGACUUAAAACCGGAGAAGAAGAAGCAAGAAGCAAAGCAGAAAAGAGAGAGGUCGAGAAAGCCAAGAGAUCGCGCUCUCCGCUCUCCGUGGUGUCCGUGCUCCGUGUGUCUGUGCGUCCGUGUGUGACUUCUCUAUAUAUAUAAUACUUACUACUUGCUGUGCGAGCUGCGCUGCGCGUGCUAUAUCGCUCGCAGUCGCGACUCUUCUCUCUCGCCGAGUGUUACACACGCAUAAUACAUAUACAUAUUUAUAUUAUAUACACACACAAACACGAGCGUUUAUUCUAACGCUCGUCACACAUACGUGCGCGCGUAGUUUCCGUGUGCCGCUGCCGAACGAAGAGACGACGAGACCCGGAGUUUUUCUCUCUCGUUACACGAAUUUACAUCUAACCAAGUUCUCUCUGUGACUGUGCCUGUGACGAGUGAGCCGCCGCGACGAUAUCAUUGUCGCCGUUUGUUAGCAACAUACAGCAUAUUGUUAUUAUCGCAAAUCGUGCGUGGUAGCAGCAGCAGCAGCCAAUAUAGCCGCACACUCUCUACUACUAGUAUACUGUCUAUCUCUCUCAGUGCGUGUGAUACAUGUGUGCCUUAUAAUUCCGGAGAGCAAUAGAUAUAGACACGAUAUUAUACAUGGAUUAUCGUUUCGACCGAGGUUAGACCGAGAAGAAGAAGCAGCAGACAGAAGACUGAGUGCGAUAAUAAUACGACCGACCGAUCGAAUCACAAUUUAUCCCCCCGUAUACGCAUGAGAAAUAACGGAGUUUUGGGAUACAGCGGCGCAUUUGUAAUAUAAAUAUAUAAACGACAGCCGCGGAGAAUCCAGUCGUUCGUCCACUACAGCGUGUAUUAUACGACGACAGCGCGGAGAUCGCGAAAAAAAUCGUGCGUCACACACAAACGCGACGACAUAACAAAUAAUAUACGCAAAGGCGAGCUUCAACGCAAAUCGUUGUCGACCAAGGCACACAUAUGUAUAUGAAAAUGAGCGACCAGAUGAACAACACGACGACCCAGAGCAUCGCCGACUACCUGUCGCAGCUGCUCAAGGACAGGAAGCAGCUCGUCGCCUUCCCGAGCGUCUUCAUACACGUCGAGCGGCUACUGGACGAAGAAAUCGCAAAAGUCAGAGCGAGUCUGUUCCAAAUCAGCGGCGUGAAGAAGGAGCCACUCGCACUCCCCGAAGCAGAGGGCGAGGUCACGACGCUCACAGAAAAAGUAUACGUACCCGUCAAAGAACAUCCAGACUUCAAUUUCGUGGGAAGGAUUCUGGGACCACGCGGUAUGACGGCCAAACAGCUGGAACAGGAGACUGGAUGCAAAAUCAUGGUGCGAGGCAAGGGUUCAAUGAGGGAUAAAAAGAAGGAGGAACAAAACAGAGGCAAGCCAAACUGGGAGCAUCUGACGGACGAGCUCCACGUGCUGCUCACGGUCGAGGACACGGAGAAUCGCGCCACCCUCAAACUGGCCCGCGCCGUCGAGGAAGUCAAGAAGCUUCUGAUACCCCAAGCCGAUGGCGAGGACGAGCUCAAGAAACGACAGCUCAUGGAGCUUGCCAUCAUCAACGGCACCUACAGAGACUCGAAUACCAAAGUCGCCACUGCAUCGGCUUUCGACAUCGCAGCCUGCGACGAGGAGUGGAGGCGCGUGGCCGCCGCAGCCGCCGAGACGCAGCGCCUUCUCCCGGGUCUGGCCAACCAGAUGAGGCAGCCCAACGCCCCUCUCGGCGCGCCGCUCAUCCUGUCGCCGAGGAUAUCCGUGCCGACGACCGCAGCCUCGCUGCUCAACGGCUCGGCUCAGGCCCAGGCGUCGAUCCUCUCCGCCGGCGAUCCGCACGGCAUCCUGUACGCGCCCUACGCCGACUACGCCAAUUACGCGGCGCUCACCAGCACGCCCACCCUACUGACGGAGUACGCCACGGCCGAUCACUCUGGUGGGUUGUUCGCUCGCUGACGCUGAGCAGCAAGUAGUAGAACGUCAUCGCCGUCGCCCCGUGUUGUGUGUGUGUUGUUACUCCUCACGUGCGCAACAUAGCUCGUGCGCGUCGUCGUUGCGUUUUUGUAUCUGCUUGCGACAAGUUCACACUCAUUAUUUGAUUUUUUUCUUUCUUCUUCUUCUUCUUUCGAUGAUCGACACCUUCGUUGAUCGUUAUAUUAUUAUUAUUAUUAUAUACAAAGUUACUUUGUAGUAGAGUUUUAGGGAAACCGUAUCGACCCACGCACGAUCGACAAUUUUAGUCUUAAGGUAUCAUACCGACGCGUCUCUCGGAAUGAAAAAAAAGAAAGAAGUUGACUAAUUACGUAUAUAGAUGUUUACGUACGUCGUUUAUAUGUAGAGUAAUUACAUAGUUCUUAAAAGAUUGGCAUUAGGGAGAGAUACGUAUUAAGAUUAUAUGUAUAUUCGUUGGUCAACUUUUUUUAGGGUUGUGCAAUUUUCUUUCGAAGCAUUUGACGAGAGAGAGAAAGAGUAGUUUUUCUUAGACGAAGAAGAUCUCUCGAAUCAACCUCUCGAAAGCUUCAGAGAGAGAGAUAGUUUAUAUAUUUACGAAUUACGACGAUACUUAUGGCUCUCUAUCGGUAAUUUUCUAGAUAGAUAGUUGAAAAAAAACAGCAAUAUUAGAUAAGCAUCGACGAAAGAGAUUUAGAAACGAGAGGAAAAAAAAGGAGGCACUGCAAAUCAAUAUAUAAAUGUAUAUUCGAGUGGAAACCGCUGCAUUUUAUUUUUUUAAGAAAACAAUUUUUUUACAAAACUCACGACUGAUUUUUACAGAAACAAAAAGCGAGACUCUCAUAACACUUCACGACUAUUUUCGUCAAACAAAAAAUUCUAUAUCGAUUUGUAAUGUGUCGAUUCUUUUUUUUUUUUUUUUUAAGCGCGUAUAUAAUACGUCCAAUCCAAGCGUUCGUAACUCGCAGAGAGAACGUUAAUUUUCGUACGGAGUUUAUUAAUAAUGAAAAUGAAAGAACUUUUAUGAAUCAUUAUCUCGAGAAAUAUUUUUAAAAAGCGAGUGACCGAGGCGUGAGAUUUUUUUUUCGAAAAAAAAAAUCCGCGCGUUCAA